CCUGUACAAGGAGGCCAUGAUGGAGGAGCACCAGCCUCUUAUAUCACAAGCAGAAAAUUCCCAUAAGAAUUCUGAGGGCAACUUCAUGUUAUCACUAAAUUAUAAAGUAGAAGAUGAAGACAUCAUGCAGUGCUCUUCAGGAGAAAACCUUAAUGUACCUCCAGGACAUCACAGUACAGAUCUAUCUUAUAAUCCCCCUGUUCAUGAGGAAUCUUCAUCUAACCAAUCUCAGUUUGCUACCACAUGUGCCAGUCAGAAAGGGGGUGGAAGGUUUCAAGAGAUCACAAAAAGAUCAUGUCUUUCGACAGACAGAAGAAUUCACACACGGGAGAAGCAGUUUUCAUGUCCAAAAUGUGGGAAAUAUUUUGCAUAUAAUUCAGCGCUUGUUCGACAUGAGAGAAGUCACACAGGAGAGAAGCCGUAUUCAUGUUCAGAAUGUGGGAAGUAUUUUGCGUAUAAAACACAGCUUGUUAGACAUGAGAUGAGUCACACAGGAGAGAAGCCUUAUUCAUGUUCAGAAUGUGGAAAAUAUUUUCCAGAUAAAUCACAUCUUGUUAGACAUGAGAGAAGUCACACAGGAGAGAAGCCAUAUUCAUGUUCAGAAUGUGGUAAAUGUUUUGCAGAUAAAUGCUCUCUUGUCAGGCAUGAGAGAAGUCACAAAAAAGAGAAGCCGUAUUCAUGUUCAGAAUGUGGGAAAUGUUUUAAAGAUAAAUCAAAUCUUGUUAAUCAUCAGAGAAUACACACAGGGGAGAAGCCAUAUUCAUGUUCAGAAUGUGAGAAAUAUUUUGCAUAUAAAUCAGAGCUUGUUAGACAUGAGAGACGUCACACAGGAGAGAAGCCAUAUUCAUGUUCAGAAUGUGGGAAAUGUUUUACAAAGAAACUAAGUCUUGUUGCACAUCAGAGAAGUCACAGAGGAGAAAAGCUGUAUUCAUGUUCAGAAUGUGGGAAAUGUUUUACAUAUAGACAGAAUCUUGUUAAACAUGCACUACGUCACACAGGAGAGAAGCCAUAUUCAUGUUCAGAAUGUGGGAAAUGUUUUUCACAAAAAUCAGAUCUUGAUAGUCAUGAGAUAACUCACAGAAGAGUAAGGAUACGAUUACAAUUCCAGAAUUUAGACUUUGAUUUCGAUUCUAAUUAAAGAAUGGCGUUAUUCGAUAACAAAUAAAAUAACACAAAGAAAUACCCACAGUAACCCCAUUUUGCCCAUUAUGUGAAGAGGUACUUGAUCAGGCACUUACUAUUAAUGUGGGGAACAAGGAAGUACAAAUUAAUUGAAGUAAGUGCCUCACAUUAAUAGUAACACGAUCAAAUACCUUCUCACAUAAUGGGCAACAGGAUUAAUAUGUGGAAUUACU
This is a messenger RNA of Bufo bufo (common toad), 1355 nucleotides long. Its product is annotated as gastrula zinc finger protein XlCGF17.1-like. NCBI's taxonomy places the organism in Eukaryota, Metazoa, Chordata, Amphibia, Anura, Bufonidae. Bases 17 to 1138 code for a protein of 373 amino acids. The transcript is spliced from 2 exons. The record is from RefSeq and is a predicted model, not a curated record.